Drosophila melanogaster (fruit fly) is the source of this 1407-nucleotide messenger RNA. RefSeq names its product methyltransferase like 14 (gene Mettl14). The record is from RefSeq and is marked reviewed. The coding region runs from base 118 to 1311 and encodes 397 amino acids. Gene Ontology annotation, cellular component: nucleus; RNA N6-methyladenosine methyltransferase complex. The transcript is spliced from 3 exons. NCBI's taxonomy places the organism in Eukaryota, Metazoa, Arthropoda, Insecta, Diptera, Drosophilidae.
UACCGCAAUAAUCAGAAUGCCGCCACUAGACGGCAAAUUUUGUUGUCUUUAAUUUUUAGUUUUCUUAAAAUUGCGAUUUAAAAUAUAGUACAGUACGUUUUUACUGCAUAUAUUAGUAUGAGCGAUGUGCUAAAGAGCUCCCAGGAGCGAUCCCGCAAGCGUCGUUUGCUUUUAGCGCAAACUUUGGGCUUGUCGAGCGUCGACGAUCUGAAAAAGGCUUUGGGUAAUGCCGAAGACAUUAACAGUAGUCGCCAGCUGAAUUCCGGUGGGCAACGCGAGGAGGAGGAUGGUGGCGCCUCUUCCUCCAAGAAAACCCCCAAUGAAAUCAUCUAUAGGGACUCCUCGACCUUCCUGAAGGGAACCCAGUCUUCCAAUCCGCACAAUGACUACUGCCAGCACUUUGUGGACACCGGUCAGCGUCCCCAGAACUUCAUCCGUGAUGUCGGCCUAGCUGACCGCUUCGAGGAGUAUCCCAAGUUGAGGGAACUGAUCAAACUGAAGGACAAACUCAUCCAAGACACCGCAUCCGCACCUAUGUACUUAAAGGCGGAUCUGAAAUCGCUAGAUGUCAAGACGCUGGGCGCCAAGUUUGAUGUUAUUUUGAUUGAGCCGCCGCUAGAGGAAUAUGCCAGGGCAGCACCUUCUGUAGCCACUGUAGGUGGGGCACCGCGGGUUUUCUGGAACUGGGAUGAUAUACUUAAUUUGGAUGUGGGCGAGAUAGCUGCUCAUCGUUCGUUUGUAUUCCUUUGGUGCGGAUCCUCGGAGGGCUUGGACAUGGGCCGCAACUGCCUGAAGAAGUGGGGAUUCCGGAGGUGCGAAGACAUAUGUUGGAUACGGACCAACAUUAACAAGCCCGGGCACUCCAAGCAACUUGAACCGAAAGCGGUCUUUCAACGCACCAAGGAACACUGCCUGAUGGGAAUCAAAGGAACUGUUCGCCGCUCCACUGAUGGCGAUUUUAUCCAUGCCAACGUGGACAUUGAUUUAAUCAUCUCAGAGGAAGAGGAGUUUGGCAGCUUCGAGAAGCCCAUCGAGAUCUUUCACAUCAUCGAACAUUUCUGCUUGGGUCGACGGCGUUUGCAUCUGUUCGGCAGAGAUUCGAGUAUUCGACCAGGUUGGCUAACUGUUGGUCCGGAACUGACGAACUCGAACUUCAACUCCGAGCUAUACCAGACCUACUUUGCUGAGGCUCCAGCCACCGGUUGCACUAGUAGGAUUGAACUACUGAGGCCCAAGAGUCCGCCGCCGAAUAGCAAAGUUUUAAGAGGAAGAGGACGCGGCUUUCCACGUGGUCGUGGAAGGCCCAGAUAACAGCAUUUUUACUCAACAACUGCGUGUAUUCUAGUGUCUAAGAUCAAAAGUUUUUAAGGCUAAGAAUAAGAUUAACAUUAAAGUCUAUUGCUGCAG